AUGAGGAAUCCUGGUGGUAGUUCUUUCGUAGAGCUAGAAUUUUGUUCAUUCAAUGUUGAUGAUGAAGACUACAUGGGUUAUGAUUACAGCAUUAUAGGCCAGCUGUCUGAAGUGCGGAUUGUUUAUUUGAAUCGCUUUAUCCAAGAGAUUGUCAGUUACUUUAUGGGUCUUGUUCCAAACAGUUCUAAUGAUGUUGUCAGAAUAAACGAUCAAGUUACAAACUCGGAGAAGUGGUUUACAAGAAGUGAGGUUGAAGGAUCGCCUGCUUUAAAGCUGGAUCUUUCUCUAAGAAAGCCUAUAAUUUUAAUGCCUCGAAGGACUGAUAGCCUUGAUUAUUUGAAGCUCGAUGUUGUUCACAUCACUGUCCAAAACAGGUUUCAAUGGUUUUGUGGUAGUAAAAGUGAAAUGAAUGCUGUACACAUGGAAAUAUUAACAAUCUCUGUCAAGGACAUCAAUUUAAAUGUGGGUGCUGGCUCAGAAUUGGGUGAAAGUAUAGUCCAAGAUAUCAAUGGAGUUUCAAUUGUUAUACAGCGAUCGCUGAGGGACCUAUUGCAUCAAAUCCCUAGUAUCGAAGUUGCUAUCAAGGUUGAAGAAUUAAAAGCUGCUCUAUCAAGCAGGGAGUAUGAGAUAAUUGCAGAAUGUGCGCAGGAAAAUCUUUCAGAGACUCCUAAUGUUGUGCCUCCUCUAAUAGAUGACGCCUCAUCAUCUUCAGCUGUCAAGACACAACAUUUAUCAGUGAGAAAUUCUGAUGCUGUUAAAUCUGAAGCUGAAGAUAAAGAUAAGUGGAUUGUAACCAAGGUCUCUAUUGCUAUUGAUCUGGUUGAGCUUGGUCUUCACUAUGGAUUGACAAGGGAUGCAUCGCUUGCCACGAUGCAGGUAAGUGGUCUGUGGCUUCUCUACAAAUCCAACACAGCAGGAGAAGGCUUUCUGUCUUCGACACUCGAAGAUUUCACUGUGAUGGAUAAUCGUGAAGGUAUAGAACAGGAACUCAGGUUGGCAAUUCGGAAGCCUGAAACAAUUGGGUACAAUCCUUCACAGUCAGUGACUGAUGCUGGUGAAUAUGCUGGCAUGUCCUUCAAUACAAGUAGUGACAAGGACAUGAAACUCGUACCUGCAAUGGUUAUUCUUGAUGCAAGAUUCUAUGAAAAUUUGACAUCUUUUUCUCUCUUCAUUCAAAGGCCACAACUGCUAGUUGCACUUGAUUUUCUGCUUGCUGUUGUUGAGUUCUUUGUACCAAAUGUUCGAAGUAUGCUGGCAAACGAUGACCAUGGAAGUUCUGCUCAUGCUGUAGAUGCUGUUAUUCUUAAUGACUCAGUUUAUAAUCAGCCUUCUGCUGAACUCUCACUUUCUCCUCAGAGACCUUUGGUUGCCGAUGAUGAAAGUUAUGACCUUUUCACAUAUGAUGGCAGAGGUGGAACUUUGUUUUUGCAAGAUAGGAGAGGACAAAAUCUCUCUUCUCCGAGUGAAGAGGCUGUAAUUUAUGUUGGAAGUGGAAAGAAGUUGCAAUUUAAGAAUGUUAAGAUCAAGAAUGGAAAAUAUUUGGAUUCAUGCGUUUUACUUGGAUCCAAUAGCAGCUAUUCUGCUUCAGAGGAUGAUGGAGUCUUCUUUGAUGAAGCUUCAUGUGAAGGACCAUCAGAAGAUGAUUCUGGAGUGACCGUAGAUGCUGUGCCAUCUCAGAAUACUAAUGUCAGCAGAUCUGCAGAGUUUAUAUUUGAGCUGAAGGCUAUUGGUCCAGAGCUUACCUUCUAUAAUACAUCAAGAAGUGUGGGAGAGUCUGCUGCCCUUUCGAACAAAUUAUUGCACACGCAGUUGGACGCCUUCUGCAGGAUUGUUCUAAAAGGUGAUACCUUUGACAUGAAUGCAAAUGUUCUUGGAUUAACUAUGGAGAGCAAUGGAGUUAGAAUAGUGGAACCUUUUGAUACCUCUGUGAAGUUCUCUAAUGCUUCCGGAAAGUCAAAUAUACAGUUGGCUGUCUCCGAUAUUUUUAUGAACUUUUCAUUCAGCAUCUUAAGACUGUUUUUGGAAGUUGAAGAUGAUAUUUUGGCAUUUUUGAGGACCACAUCAAAGAAAAUGACGGUGGUGUGCUCCGAGUUUGACAAAAUUGGGACAAUCAAAAGUCCGUCUAACCAGAUAUAUGCUUUCUGGAGAGCUCGUGCUCCGCCUGGUUAUGCAACAGUUGGUGACUAUCUGACACCAACCGACAAGCCACCCACAAAAGGAAUCAUUGCUGUGAAUACCAGCUUUGUCAGAGUAAAGAGGCCAGAGUCUUUCAUGCUUAUUUGGCCCUCAUCCUCAUACAAGGAUGGUGAAUUGGGUACAACCACAUGUUUAUCUGAAGAAGAUAGCACCUGUUCCAUUUGGUUCCCUAAAGCACCUAAAGGUUAUGUUGCAGUGGGCUGUGUAGUCUCUCCUGGAAGGAUGCAACCUCCAAUAUCGUCAGCCUGGUGCAUCUUAGCUUCUUUAGUUUCACCAUGUGAUCUGAGAGAUUGUGUUAAUAUUGACAUUAUGAGUAGAUCUUCCAACUUGGCAUUCUGGCGUGUGGAUAAUUCCAUUGGUACCUUCCUGCCUUCUGAUCCAACUACUUUGGAGUUGUGUGGCAGAGCAUAUGAUCUUCGGCAUAUUUUCUUUGGGCUUCCCAGAGAUUUCUCUGAAACAUCGAAGAGCUCAGAAACCGGGGCUUCCUCUAGUCGAAAUCAUGCAGUUCAAUCAGAGAGGUCAUCCACUGUAAACUCUGGUCGCAGGUCUGAAGCCAUUGCAACAUUUAGGUUAAUUUGGUGGAAUCAAGGUUCUGGAUCUAGAAAGAAAUUAUCUAUAUGGCGCCCUAUUAUUCCUCAAGGGAAGGUAUAUUUUGGUGAUAUUGCAGUUCAGGGGUAUGAGCCUCCAAAUACUUGUAUCGUACUUCAUGAUUGUGAUGAGCUUUACAAAGCCCCUUCAGAUUUUAAGCUUGUGGGACAGAUGAAGAAACAUAGAUCAGUUGAUAGUAUAUCUUUUUGGAUGCCUCAGCCUCCUCCAGGAUUUGUGUCCUUGGGUUGUAUAGCUUGUAAAGGUGCACCAAAGCAAUCUGAUUUUGACUCCUUAAGAUGCAUCCGCAGUGAUAUUGUUGCCAGUGAUCAAUUUUCGGAACAAAGCAUUUGGGAUACAUCUGAUGCUAAAUUUACGAAGGAGCCAUUUAGUUUAUGGGUUAUUGGAGAUGAGUUAGGAACCUUUAUUGUUCGCAGUGGUUUCAAGAAGCCUCCAAAGAGGCUUGCUUUAAAGCUUGCUGAUCGAGAUAUGGCUAGUGGUCCAGAUGAUAUGGUGGUUGACGCAGAAAUCAGAACAUUCUCUGCAGCCCUCUUUGAUGAUUAUGGUGGCUUGAUGGUUCCUCUAUGUAAUGUGUCUUUCAGUGGCAUAACUUUCAAUCUACAUCAAAGGUCUGACUAUCUGAAUUCCAGUGCGACCUUCUCCUUGGCCGCUAGAUCAUACAAUGAUAAGUAUGACUCUUGGGAGCCUCUUUUGGAGCCAGUUGAUGGAUUAUUGAGGUAUCAGUACGACGUGAAUGCUCCUGGUGCAGCUUCGCAGCUUCGUCUUGCAUCUACUGGGGAUUUGAACUUAAAUAUAUCUGUGUGUAAUGCCAACACAAUAUUUCAGGCUUAUGCCAGCUGGAAUAAUCUGAGCAGUGUCAAGGAAUCCUACCAGGAAGCUGUCUCACCAAUUGGAGGAAGCAGGUCCAUCAUUGAUGUUCAUCACAGAAGAAAUUAUUUCAUUAUCCCACAGAAUAAACUUGGUCAGGACAUUUUCAUAAGAGCUACGGAAAUCAGGGGACUACCUAGCAUAACUAAAAUGCCGUCUGGAGAUAGCAAACCAAUUAAAGUACCUGUUGCAAAGAAUAUGUUGGAUUCACACUUGAACGGAAGUCUUUUUGAAAAAGGCAAAUCCAUGUUGACAAUAAUAAUAGCAGAGGCAGAGUUCCAACAGGUUGAAGGCUUGUCUUCUCAUGAGUAUGCAGUAGAAGUCCGUCUUGCUCCAGAUGAGAGUCACCCUAAUCAAUCUCUGUCCACUCAACAAAAUGCACGUACUCGUGGCAAUAACUCAUAUGGUUCUAUAUCUUCUGAUGUAAUCUCAGUGAAAUGGAAUGAAGCAUUUUUCUUCAAAGUUGAUUCACCGGAUUUUUGCAUUCUGGAGCUUGUCGUGAUGGAUAUGGGAAGAGGUGAUAUUGUUGGUUAUUCAUCAGCUCCUCUAAACCAUAUAUCUAGACCCCAGGAGAAUCCAGUGUCUUACAAUAGUUCACUUGAACUCAAUUGGCUAGCAUUGUCCUCUUCGCGGUCUAUGAUGAUGACUAGUGAAGGAAAAGAAAUGAAUUCAUCAGGAAGAAUAAAGUUGGCUGUUUACUUGUCUCCUCAACUUGAAGUUGAAAAGAGUGGGAAGUACUUUAACACUCGGACAAAAUCUGGGUUUAUCCAGAUUAGUCCUACCAGGGAGGGGCCUUGGACUGCUGUGAGGCUGAAUUAUGCUGCACCUGCUGCUUGUUGGCGACUGGGAAAUACUGUUGUUGCCAGUGAAGUGAGCAUAGUUGAUGGAAAUCGAUAUGUCAAUAUUAGAUCUCUAGUUUCAGUUCGUAACGACACCGAAUUUACGCUGGAUUUACAGCUCAUGCUCAGUGCUUUAAAUGAGAAAAAAAGAACAGAUGAUGAUGAGAGAAAAAAGGUUUAUGGUGAUGAAAUUGUGACAGAUGAGUUCUUUGAGACCCAGAAAUAUAAUCGUGAUAUUGGGUGGUUUGACGUUAAUGAGGGGAGAAAUGAAGUUGAGGUUCCAUCAGGCUGGGAAUGGGUUGAUGAAUGGCAUGUAGAUAAGAGUUCUGUGAACACUGCUGAUGGAUGGGUUUAUGCUCCAGAUUUCAAUAGUUUGAAAUGGCCAGAGUCGUCCAAUCCACUAAAAUCUGUAAACUAUGCAAGACAGAGGCGGUGGCUUAGGAAUAGGAAAGGCAAGCCGAGAGAUCCCCAGGCUCAUAUUUAUGUUGGGCCUGUAAGGCCUGGUGAAGUUGUUCCCUUGCCUUUAUCUGUCCUGACCCAUUCUGGACUUUAUGCACUGCAAGUGAGGCCUUCAAACCUGGAAAAAACUGAAGAAUAUUCGUGGAGUUCUGUAAUGGACAUGUCUGGAAACACUCAGGAUCUUGGGAUGCCAGCAGAAAGCUCUGGAAUAUCUGUGUCCAUUCUCAGUGAGUCUGAGAAACUCCUAUACUGCCCUGUAGUUAGUGGAACCUCAUCCAAUAGUAACCGGGGCAUGUGGUUCUGCUUGAGCAUACAAGCAACAGAGAUUGCAAAGGACAUGCACUCUGAUCCUAUUCAAGAUUGGACCCUCGUGAUCAGGCCACCACUUGCGAUUACCAAUUAUCUUCCUCUUACUGCUGAAUAUUCUGUUCUUGAGAUGCAAGUCGAUGGUCAUUUUCUCACUUGCGAUAGAGGGGUAGUCUGUCCUGGUGAAUCUGUCAAGUUUUAUAAUGCCAACAUAAGGAAUCCUCUGUACUUUUCGUUGCUUCCACAAAGAGGAUGGUUGCCAUUACAUGAGGCUAUACUCAUAUCCCAUCCUAAGAAGGCACCUUCAAAGACAAUAAAUCUAAGAAGCUCAAUUUCUGGAAGGAUUGUUCAAGUAAUUGCUGAACAUGUGCAUACCCAUGAAAGGCCUCUGCAAGCAAAGAUCACCAAGGUCUAUGCUCCUUUUUGGCUUUCAGUUGGACGAUGUCCACCUAUUACUUUCAGGCUUAUCGAUUUGAGUGGGCGGACAACAAAGAAGAUUGCUUUCCCUUUUCUAUCUAAAAGGAAUAAUGAACUUGUCCUAGAGGAGAUCUCUGAGGAGGAAAUAUAUGAAGGAAAUACAAUUGCGUCUGUUUUAAACUUCAAGUUACUAGGCCUUUCAGCAUCAAUUAACCUGUCUACUGAGGAGAGUUUUGGUCCUGUUAAAGAUCUUUCUCCGUUGGGUGACAUGGAUGGCUCGCUGGAUUUCUGCGCCUACAGCGCUGAUGGAAAUUGCAUGCGGCUUUUUGUAUCAUCAAAACCUUGCCCUUAUCAAACUGUUCCAACAAAGGUUAUUACAAUUCGACCAUUUGUUACAUUUACCAAUAGACUUGGUCAAGACAUAUUUUUGAGAUUGAGCAGCGAAGAUGAGCCAAAGGUUUUGCGUGCAUCUGAUGCCAGAGUCUCAUUUAUAUAUCGUGACACAGGUGGACCUGAUGAACUCCAGGUCCGACUGGAUGAUACAAAUUGGUCAUUUCCUAUUCAAAUUGUUAAGGAGGACACAGUUCCUCUUGUCUUGAGGAGAAACGAUGGCACGCGAAGAUUUUUGAAGAUGGAAAUUCGUGGCUUUGAGGAGGGGUCACGUUUCAUAGUUGUUUUUCGCCUUGGAUCAACAAGGGGUCCAAUUAGGAUUGAGAACAGGACGAGGAGGAUGGUCAUUAGACUUCGUCAAUCUGGAUUUGGCAAUGAUGCAUGGAUCCAGUUACUGCCUCUUUCAACCACAAACUUUUCAUGGGAGAAUCCCUAUGGCCAAAAACUUAUUGAUGCUGAGAUUUAUAGUGGCGAUAGCUCUAUGGUCUGGAAAUUUGAUUUGGAGAAGUCAGGAUUCUGUUCUGAAUGUGAUGGAUCAGGCUUGCUUUUCCAUGUUAUAGAUAUGGCUGAUGUCAGGGUUGCUAGGUUUAUUGACGAGGGAGCAUGCACUGAACUUUUUAAAGAGCCUUCUAAAUUUGCCUUGUCUGAUUAUUAUGAAAAUCACUUUAUGGUUCCCUAUCAGCGGAUUGUUUUAGUGACUAAUAAACGUGUAAUGCUCCUCCAGUGUGUGUCUGCUGAUAAGAUGGACAUGAAGCCCUGUAAAAUCAUGUGGGAUGUACCUUGGGAAGAACUCAUGGCACUUGAAUUAGCAAAAGCUGGCUACCCUAGACCUUCUCACUUGAUCAUCCAUAUCAAAAAAUUCCGAAGGUCUCAGAAGUUUGUCCGUGUAAUAAAGUGCAACACUGAAGAAGAAACUGAGGUGCCUCAAGCUGUAAGAAUCUGUUCGGUUGUGCGUAAAAUAUGGAAAGCACACCAAGCUGACGUGGCAUGUCUGCAGCUAAAGGUUCCUUCAAGCCAGAGACAUGUAUCCUUUGCUUCAAAUGAUAAUGAUGGAAGAGAUUCGUUUAGCCAGAAAAAGGCCAUAAUUGAAUCAAGGGAGCUGGCUUCCUGGGGUGCUGUCUCUGAUAGAAGAAAAUUUGUUCAUCAUGCUAUCACAUUUUCCAAGGUAUGGAGCAGUGAACGAGAGUUGAAAGGUCGUUGUACAUUGUGCCGGAAGAAUGUUUCAGAAGAUGGUGGAAUCUGUAGUAUUUGGCGCCCUUCCUGUUUACCCGAUGGGUACAUCUCAAUUGGGGAUAUUACUCGUGUUGGUUGUCACCCUCCUAAUGUUUCAGCUGUAUACCGUUAUUCUGACAAGUUGUUCGCCCUCCCAGUCGGUUAUGACCUGGUGUGGAGGAACUGCUCAGAUGACUACACCAAUCCCGUAUCAAUUUGGCAUCCUCGUGCUCCUGAGGGCUUUGUAUCUCCUGGAUGUGUGGCUGUACCUGAUUUUGCUGAGCCGGAACCAAAUGCUGCAUACUGUGUUGCAGAAACAUUGGUUGAGGAGACAGUAUUUGAAGAACAAAAGAUCUGGUCAGCACCAGAUUCAUAUCCCUGGGCAUGUCAUAUCUACCAGGUGCGCAGUGAUGCACUUCAUUUUGUUGCUCUCAGGCAGCCCAGAGAAGAAUCGGAUUGGAAGCCAAUGAGGGUUAUCGAUGACCCACAGCUUCACAUUGAGCUCUAGGAAGUUCGAUUAUAUUCCAGGUACUAACCCAAUAAACAAAGCAGCUUUCUUGAUUUUGCUUUCCCUUUUGGAGAAACGCUGGUUUGUGGCACUGCUUCCAUCAUAAUUGUAUCCAUCUUAAUUGAAAAGUUGUCUUGAGUAGUUUGUAAAGUCAGAACUGUGUAUUCAUGUACAUAAUUGUACCCUUGGGAUCACAAAUCAAUGAUAUGUUACGGAUCUUCCUAAGAGGCUGCUUUCCUCAAUUUUGGAAUGAUAAUUUCGAGAAUUCAAAAGCUCCUUAAAAGCGUAUGGUUA
Messenger RNA from Nicotiana tabacum (common tobacco), 8094 nucleotides. The record is from RefSeq and is a predicted model, not a curated record. NCBI's taxonomy places the organism in Eukaryota, Viridiplantae, Streptophyta, Magnoliopsida, Solanales, Solanaceae.